GCCCGCUGCCCCCCGGAAGCAGUCCGCGCCGUGUCCCGGAAGUUGUCGCGGGAGGGAGGGGGGAGUCCGGCCCGGAGCGAGGCCCUGUUGCUGCCGCUGUGGGGAGGCGCAGCCGUUACGAGCGGCGCCACUCGGGGCCGCCGACUCGCCCCUCGCAGGUGGCCCGGCGCGGCCCGGCCCGGCUCGCCGGCUCGGCUCGGCGGCCGGCCAGCCAGCCAGCCAGCGCGGGGCUCAUGGCGGAGUAGAUGAAAACACACUUUGUGGACUUCCUGGUCACUGCAUCUUGCUCAACACUGAUGCAUGAGAAGUGAUAAUAGUGAUUAGAAAUCGCUAGGAAGGUUGUUGGACAAUGAGCCGAAAAGAAUACUGUGCUGUAGGUGGGUGAGCCUCCCUCAUGCAGUGCUUGUGUUCCCCACCGCGUUCCCCAGCUUUCAUGAGCAGCAGUGGAAGAACAUGGGCUUUCACGUGGGAAGAUUGUCUGAGGAGGAGCAAACCUGCGCAUCUGAGACUUUGAGAACAGACUGAGUUUUAGAUCAAAUGAUUACUUCUGUGACAAGACAGCAUGACACUUUGAAGUAUGACGGAAGUCCUGAUGCUGCAGCAGAGGCUGGGACUAUUAAUGGCCAAAUCUAGAGAUCACAUGGUCUUCUAAAGAAGUCAUGGGUAGCUGCUGUAGCUGUCCAGAUAAAGAAACUGUCCCAGAUAACCAUCGAAACAAGUUUAAGGUUAUUAACGUGGAUGAUGAUGGUAACGAACUGGGUUCUGGCAUAAUGGAACUUACCGAUACAGAACUAAUUUUAUACACCCGUAAAAGGGAUUCUGUAAAAUGGCACUACCUCUGUCUCCGUCGCUAUGGCUACGACUCAAAUCUUUUCUCUUUUGAAAGUGGUCGAAGGUGUCAAACCGGACAAGGAAUCUUUGCCUUUAAAUGUGCCCGUGCAGAAGAGCUAUUUAAUAUGUUGCAAGAGAUAAUGCAGAAUAAUAGCAUAAAUGUGGUAGAAGAACCAGUAGUAGAAAGGAAUAAUCAUCAAACUGAGUUGGAAGCUCCAAGAACCCCUCGAACACCUACCACUCCUGGGUUCAAUGCACAAAGCCUACCUAAUGGCUAUCCCAGAUAUCCAUCUUUUGGAGAUGCUUCAUCACAUCCUUCCAGUAGGCAUCCUUCUGUUGGAAGUGCACGCCUCCCCUCUGUCGGUGAAGAAUCAACACAUCCUUUGCUUGUAGCAGAGGAACAAGUGCACACUUAUGUCAACACUACUGGGGUACAAGAGGAAAGAAAAAAUCGAUCAAGUGUGCAUGCGCCACUGGAAUCAAAGCUUUCAAACAUUGAAACAAGUAAAGUGAAAGAAGAUCAGAUGUGUACUGAUGACAGAGAUGCUCAGGUUCUCCUAGAGCCUGAAGGAGUCAAGUUUGUUUUGGGACCAACACCUGUUCAAAGGCAGUUAAUGGAAAGAGAGAAACUGGAGCAACUUGGGAGAGACCAAGUUAGCGGCAGCAGCACAAACAACACUGAAUGGGACACUGGGUACGACAGUGAUGAACGUAGAGAAACGCCAUCUGGUAAUAAACUGGUAUAUGAAAAUAUAAAUAGGUUAUCAAUCCCUAGUGCCUCAGGGGUCAGGAGAGGUCGUUUGACAUCAACCAGUACCUCAGAUACCCAGAACAUUAACAACUCUGCUCAAAGGAGAACUGCGUUGUUGAACUAUGAGAACUUGCCAUCGUUGCCUCCUGUUUGGGAAGCCCGCAAGCUGAGUAGAGAUGAAGAUGACACUUUAGGACCAAAGACCCCAUCUCUGAAUGGCUACCACAAUAACCUAGAUCCAAUGCAUAAUUAUGUCAAUACGGAGAAUGUAACAGUACCAGCAAGUGCUCAUAAAGUAGAAUUUACGCGACGUCGGGACUGUACCCCAACGGUCUUCAACUUUGACAUUAGGCGUCCAAGUUUAGAACACAGACAGCUCAACUAUAUACAGGUUGACUUGGAAGGUGGUAGUGACUCCGACAACCCGCAGACUCCAAAAACCCCCACCACUCCACUUCCACAAACUCCAACCAGGCGCACAGAGCUGUAUGCUGUGAUAGACAUUGAAAGAACUGCUGCUAUGUCAAGCUUGCAAAAAGCACUGCCCCGAGAUGAUGGUACUUCUAGGAAAACUAGACAUAACAGUACUGACCUGCCUAUGUGAGCCUGGAAAGCAUUAAAUCGUUUGCACCUUUUGUGAAGUUUAUAAAAUUGAAGAUGCAAGUACUUUGCAUUUCUUAACACUAACGCCUUUUUAUAGACUAAUAGAACUUUUUCUGCAUAUUUCAUGUACUUGUCUAACUAAAGGGAAUUAAUGUAGAGCAAGUAUUCAUUUAAAUAACACUAUUUCAUUCUAUGGUAGUAGUAAUUACUGCAUAGCAGCAUCACCACCUUUCACAGUGCCUCUUUAAAUUGAUUAGAGUCUGAGUGACAUGCCAGUUUUGAAUUUAUAAAUAUUCUGGUCUGGUGCCUGUAGUCAUUAAUGGCAUUUAUAACACUUUUAAAGCCUCUCGAUAUGCAUUAUUAGCAGGUAAACCUAGUCUUUCAAGGUACAUAUCUUUACAUUCAGUCUUCAUUCAAAUGGCUCCUCCAGAACGAAAUGUAUGUAAUUCAUUAAUUCACUCAGUUUGACUUACACAAGAUAUCUUGGUUCAUCUCAAGGGAUAUAAACACCACGCUUCUUAUGUCUGUUGUUGUUUUUUUUUUUUUUUUUUUUUUUUAAGACCACAUGGGUAAGAAGGCCACAAAUUCCCAAUAGUUUUCUUAGCUUGUGUGAUAUCUGAGAGGUCAUAUCGAAGCUUGCUUGAUCAGAGCUGUAAAUGCAUCUGAAACCAGCCUUAAGUCACUUUUGCUAGAAGAGAGUUUCAAGUCGUGUAUCAAGUUCCCUGUGAAAUCUGACAAAAUUUUGAUCUCAUUAGUCUUUUGUGAAGGAAUUCACAGGUUGGCUGUAUGAGUUAAGGCUCUUUCAUCAUUUCUUAGUUUGGUGUGCCUUCUUUUCUUUGCAGUUUUAUGUUUCUUUUUACUUGUCCUAUAAUGUCUUGUUUCAAGCAUCAAAAUUUUGUACAUAGCUUUAAUUAUUGUUCAGGGUUGUUUGUGUAUUAUUCUCCGCAUUUGACAAAGAAAGACUCUUGAAGGUCAAAUGGUUGUCUUUGUCCAGUGUUCUACUUUUUAUGCCUGACAGAAAUAUCCCAGCUCUCCAGCAGCAUGCAUUAUUGCACAACUGGAAAGAUUAAUUAUGCAUUUAUUGUCUUCCUCUGAAGCAUCAGACACAGGUUACACGGGAGGCAGGGUACUGGACUUGAUAGUUCUUAGAGCAAAUUGUACAUUCUAGCAAUGUGCAUCCAUAGUUGAUAGUAUACUUUAAUUUAGAAAGAAUAUGUAGUAAAUUAUCUGAAGGUAGUAUUAUCUAUGAGCAUACUUCUUUUCCUUUUGCAGUUGGUGAAGUUGGUUACAAUAAUAGCUGCUCAGUGUUACAGGUACAUCCAGGUAUCAUGCAUUUGUUGAAUAUGCCAGAUGCACCCUUAGCUGUUGUUUUUUUUUUGUUUGUGUUUUUUUAAUUCUGAAUAAUUUUAGAAUUCUGGCAGUAUUUCCAGUGCACCUGGGUAUUAGCAGCAGAAGAGAUUACUCUUGAGCCAGUGAUUGCAAAGGAACUGACACUUGUGUGAACUGGUGUGAUUUAAAAAAAAAAAAAAAAAAAAAAAAAAAAAAAAAAAAAGCCUUGAACUGUGUGUAAGGAAAACAUGUGCAAGAAAAGCCAUUGGAGGAUCUGAAAAAGAAUUAAGGGUCUUCAUGCAAUAUUUGAAUUGAAGUUUUAUUAAAAACAAAACUAUUUCCAAUCUUUUAAAUUGGAGUGUAUUCCUGUUCCCUUGUUAAUUUUUUCUUUGGUCUUCUCUCAGUUUAGUAGUGGCAACAGUGACAGCACCUGAAAUACAUGUUCCUUGUCACAUCUUUAAGGGAUAAUAUCAGGCAACCUUUUCACUCUGAAAGAUGUUCAUUGUUCUUUACAGACUAUAUGGUACUGAAAUACCAGAUGCACAAAGAACAGUUUGCAGAAGUAAAAGAUGAGUCAUUGAGACUAUUAUGAGAAAUUUAAGAGAUCAAAAAGCUUUUCAUCAAUGAUUUUACUGUCAGCCUAUGCAUAGUAUUGUGAUAGGCUUGUUGACAUCUGAGGAGAACUUGGUGCUCAAGAAGGUAAAGACUAGCUAGAGCUAGACAUUUUGCAGGUCUGCAGUGUUCAUGCUCCUUCACAUCUUUGCCAGUGCCUCAUCUUAUGCUGUUGACCAGUCUUCGUCUCUACUGAAGAGAGAUUACCAAGUGUUGUGAAAUAGGUAGUGGAUUAAUGAUACUGGUGUGAUUCUUGUUCCUAGCUUACAGCUCACUUAAAUUUGUGAGCCAUACUAACACUUCAGCAUGUGUUUUGAGGCAAAACUGUUUGAUCUAGCUAGCAGCCUAGAAAUAUUUGGUCCUCAUCUGUGUAGCAUGGAUGUCUCAGAAAUGUUAGUUAAUUUGAUCCUUAAAACAUAUCUGUGAGGCAGGAAGUAAUAUUCUUAAUUGACAAAUAGAGGAAGAGACUUUAGGUAGAUCGUAAGUGACCUGCUGAAAUUCCAGAACACAAACAUGUUCCUCCUUAGUUCUAGUAGGUUGUCCUAUACAUUUAUACUGAAUAAUCUCAGAUACAAAGGAUGGUCUGAAUAAUUUUUUUAAGUUGUUGCAAGUUUGCAAGUCACAAUACUUUGUGUGUGGGGGGGUGUUUUCCUAACUCUGGUGCCUGGAAUUGAGGACUAACUGAAAUGUCAGCUUCUGUGAUUUCUGAGUGCUUAGUCCUGGUGUUUUGUUAGUAUCCUAAGCAGAAAAUACAUCAGGCAGAAUUUAAGGGAAAACCUUCUAUAGCCUUAAUUAUGUUAAUCAGUCUGACACCAUAUUUUCUAGGAAUAUCUUUUUAUCCUCUUUCAUUCUACAGGUGGGAUAAUGCUUUCUUGUUUUUUGUAAGCUGGAAAAAUACUGCAUAGUCCCUGUUCCCUGUCUUUAGCAUUAUUUUCAUUACCUUAUUUUCUGCCCCUUGAAGUAGAUGUAGUUGCAAUGCACUUUACCCUUGGAGACUUGGUAAAUAUUUUUGCAGUUCAGUCUCUUUAAAGGUUGUAAUGUUAGGUUUAUUGUCUGUAGAUCUAGGAUUCAGUUUUCAGCUGAAAUCUCUCCACAGUAUUUAGAUCAUAUUUAUUUUGGGCUCACAAGUGUAUAGCGUGAGAAGCUACAAAUACGGUAACAGUUUUCUUUAAUAAUUGAGACAUGUUAAUUUUACAUAAACUGUGUCCUGCAAAAAUGGCAACAUUUCCUUCAGUUCCACUUUUCAUCCAUAACAUGCAAUUGACUGCUACUCUUCAAGCACAUAAGAUGAGGGAAAGUCUUAAACUGUUUCUCCUUCAAUGCCGUGAUUUGUGAAAAUAAAUAUAACAUAAAUUAGAGUAUCUUUUAAACAAGGAAAUUCAUUUUCAAUUUAUAGAGAUAAUAAAGGUGAAGCAGUGGCCAAAAGUACAUAAUAAAAAUUGCAUCAGAAAUGCCGUUGGUGAGAAUGUAAUCCAUUAGUUAUAUCAAUUUGAGAAGGAAAAUAAUACUUUCCUGAUAUAAAAAGGAGGUACAACUUUAAUUUUGUAGUGUUUCUGAGUGACUUCAUAAAACAAUAUAAAAAAGACCAUUCUGAAAACUUUAACUGUCCUUAGAGCACUCUUGUUCUAGUAAUAUUUUUAAAAUGUCAACUAUGCAGGUGUAUUGAUCAGUGCAUUUUGCAUACGAUAGGUGUUGAAUGUAAUGGUGUGCAUUUAAACCCUAUUCCUGUUCCUAUUUAAGUCUACAAAACUUGGUUAAAAAGCUUACAUAUUUAAAUAGACAUUUCAUAUCAUAAAGUGCUUAAUUUUUUUUUCUAAGAUGUUUAGAUAUUUGUGUGUGUUUGAACCUCUGACUAGGAUUUGGAUGCAACAAGGUCCACAGAAAGGUUUGAGCUGUAGAAAGUCCAAAACAAGGCUGCUCUUUUGCAGGUGACAGACCAACAGUUGAUUUUGUUGGAUUUAUGCCAGCGUGCAUUGGCUCGAAAUCUGGCUAUGCUUGUCUUGUUUUCAUAUGUAACUAUGUUCACAAUGAGACAGAAUUGGGAAAGAGCAGACUGUCUAUAUUCACUGUUGGUGAAGUAAAAAAUGCAAGUUCUGAUUAAUUUCAGUUACUACUCUGAGCAUAUAAUGUUGGGUCUGAUUUGGACCUCUAUUUCUUAGCAGUAUUUUCUUCUUCAUGUAAGGUGGAAUCAAUGGUGAAAUGGCAUUUCUGCACUGUACUAAUUUAUUUAUGGCUGCAAAUAAGAUAAAAGUGAUUGACUAGGAGCUAAUAGUGGACUUAAAUCUAAAGUUUUCCCAAUUUCCCCUGCAAGAAGCCAAAAGAAGCUUGGUCCUCCAGUUUGUUGGAUAGAAUUAGGUAUUUCUGGAAUUUAAUUAUAAGAUCUUUGCCAUCCUUCCCUAGAGGUAGCAAUUCAGGCAUUUAUAGUCAACAGUAUUUACAUUAUAUAAACGUAAGUUCAUUUACAAUAACUUUAUUUUUAAAUCCAUAUACACUCCAACAAAAAAAAAUCCAGAAGAAAUUCCACCACAAAAAACUGCGUUAAGAUGGAGUCAAGGUUGCUGAUGUCCUUCUUACAUAAUAAAUACUAAAAAGACAGGAAGUCUUGAGUUAAGGUGCUUUCACAGUCUUUAGAAGUUCCUCUUCGGGGCAAGAUAAGUGAAUAAGGAAAAAAAAAAAACAUAGCAGCUGUAACUCUGACCAGGUAUACAUUAUUCCUUCUAAUACUGUGCUGUAAGGUAUAACUAAGUCUGCCAGAUGUUUUAUUAGGAUAUUAUCCUAACACGGUGUUUACUCCAAAUUAACGCAGUAUUUUGUUUGGAAGUAUGUAGGUGUACAGAUAGAAAUAGAAUAUGAGAUAAAAGUUACCUUUAAAGUUCAUGAAACAAGUGUUGGACAUAUCUAUAUUUUUAUAUAUUACAAAGGGCAUUUGAAAUUUUUUCUUGCAGUUUUAGUAAUUAUUUAGUGUGGUAAUAUACAUAUAUUGUGACAGUGUCUUCUGAUAUAUCCAUUACUUUGGUGUAAUUCUAUUUUAUGUAGCAAAUAUGUGUAUAUACAAAGGAGAUUAUGUAAAAAAAAUAUGAUUAGAAAUAGGCUUGAGCCCUUCAGAACAGGGACUGUCUUCCUCUGUGUCUGUAAAGUACUUAAUGCCUUGGGGUCCCAGUCUGAGACCUUUGGUGACUGAAUGAUGGAGCGAUGAAUACGGAGGGCACCUCUUCUGCUUUUGAAGAGAAGCCUUAGUACGAAGGUGCCGUGAUGCUCACCUUGCUGCUCCCCGCUGCUGGGGCUGUGCUGUACACGGCUGUUCCCAACACCACCUGCAGACAUCCCUGAUUGCCCCGAGCCAGCGUGUCCCUUGCCCCAGUCCUUCCCUUGGGUGGUAGGAGAGGAAGCCUGAGGUAGGAGUUUUGAUGUCAUUAGGGAAUCUUUCUUGUCAGUAGGGCGAUCCUUCCAGAGCUUGUUUGGGCCUCAUGCAGCAUCCUUUGAAGCCAAAUGAAUCGAAUGCAUUGACUUCAAUGGUCACUGGAUGUGUUCCUACACGAUCAAGUUCUGCUGACAUAACAGCUCUGUUAUACCUGAGGACCUGGUUGGUCGAGUUCUUCAGGAAUGGUCUAAAAAUACUGUAAAAAUAUAAAUAUAUUUAAUUACAUGUACUGAGAAAAUCCUAUUUGUUGUGGUCAGAGUUCAGAUUACUAUGUGAAUUUUGAUUUCUUAGUCAUACUUGCAUAUAUAUUGCUUUAACUAUUAUGUAUGAAAGAGGAAGUGAUUCUAAAGUGUGUGAAAGUUCAGGAUUACACCUGUAUUUUUAAUGGUUAUGUUAUUUAGGAGUGGAUCUCAGCAAAUUUAACUCCAUAUUAAUGCAGUUUUUUUGCAUUAGAAUAUGUGUAUAUCAUACACCCACAUUUUAUAUAUAAUAUGUUAUAUAUUUGGUACUAACUUUGUAUUUUCCCUGAAACUUGCCAAAUCCUGAACACAGAUGUUCUCACUUGUAAGACUUUGGUACUUAAUGACUGAAUGUAUAAGAAGUGCUCUAGUAUGAAAGAAAAUAGUGUCAUAUGGUAUCCCACAAUGUAGAAUGUCUCAACCAGCAGGCGUGUUGCCUUUUUUGCGUGUUACAUCUCAUUCCGUUGCAGCAUCACCUUAUGUCUCCUGAAGCAUUGUCUGUGUUUUUAACUGAGCAGCAGACCUGCCGUUACAGUAUAGCUGAACACAGUUCUAGCAUGAAAGCUGACCGAUAGUAGUAAGAAUACAAUAGUCACCAGUGUGCCACAAAUGCAUUUGUUAAAUGCAGAAAUACACAUAUCUACAAAGGCCAAAAUCUUAUGUUGUAUGUUCCUUUCUUGUCAUUACAUUGUAUGAUAUUGUAAGAUUGUUGUAUGUCCUAAUUUGCAUUAUAAAAUGUUUUUUCCUACUUAAAGGCAUAAAUAUAGCAACUUUGUAUAAAGGUAGCUUUCUAGAUUUUUAUUUCUUUUAUAUAUAAAAAAAGUCUAAACAGUGGGAGUACCAUUGCCAAAUUGUUUAUAAAGUUUCAGUUAACUUGCCCUGUUGAAUUAAUUUUUUACAAACAUUCCUUGUUUCUUUUAUGACAAAAGUGAUACUCUACUAUGCAGAAAGAGUGUAUUUUUAUGCCAUUCCAAAUCAACCUUAAAAAAAUUAAUUUCACUUGUUUUAAACUUUUGUUAUUGAGAAAGCUUACCAAAUGUGCAUUUUAAAAAAAUGUAUUAUGUAUUAUGACAACGUUGUCCCCUUUACCAGUGCCAACUUCAUUUGAAAAAAAAAUUGUAGCAUGGCAAUAAACUAUUGAUUUUACAUUGAAAA
This is a messenger RNA of Dromaius novaehollandiae (emu), 8941 nucleotides long. RefSeq names its product fibroblast growth factor receptor substrate 2 (gene FRS2). The transcript is spliced from 10 exons. Gene Ontology annotation, cellular component: cell-cell junction; cytoplasm. Bases 660 to 2186 code for a protein of 508 amino acids. The record is from RefSeq and is a predicted model, not a curated record. Gene Ontology annotation, molecular function: transmembrane receptor protein tyrosine kinase adaptor activity; fibroblast growth factor receptor binding. Gene Ontology annotation, biological process: fibroblast growth factor receptor signaling pathway. Lineage: Eukaryota; Metazoa; Chordata; Aves; Casuariiformes; Dromaiidae.